GGGAGUAUGAGCGAGUUCCGCAUUCACCAUGAUGUCAAUGAGUUGCUCAGCCUGCUGCAUGUUCAUGGAGGGGAAGGAGCUGAAGUCUACAUUGAUCUUCUGCAGAAGAAUCGAACACCGUACGUUACCACAGCUGUCUCUGCACACAGUGUGAAGGUAAAAAUAGCAGAGUUCUCUCGAACUCCUGAAGAUUUUUUGAAGAAGUAUGAUGAGCUGAAAUCUAAAAAUACAAGACAUCUUGAUUCUUUAGUUUAUCUACUGUCAAAACUCACAGAAGACAAAGAGACACUCCAGUAUUUGCAACAAAAUGCUAAAGAAAGGGCAGAACUUGCAGCAAAUGCAGCAACCAGUGGCAGCACAAAUUUUUCCAUUCCCUCAUCUACUUCCAAGAUAUCUCUGCAGGAGCUUGAGGAGCUACGCAAGCAGCUGGGCAGUGUCACAGCCAACUCCAGUGUACAGCAGCCUCUUGAGCUUACACGAAAAAUCCUCCGAGAUAAGCAGAACAAGAAGAAUUCUGGUCAGCCCAUUCCAGUAUUUCCAUCCUGGGUGUAUGAGAGACCUGCACUUAUUGGUGACUUCUUAAUUGGCACCAGUUUAAGCACUGACACAACAGUACCUAUAGGUACUUUGCCGUUAGCCUCCCAAGAAUCCAUGAUCGUGGAGGACUUGCUGUACGUUCUGAUUGGUGUGGAUGGAAGAUACAUCACAGCACAGCCUCUCAUAGGCAGGCAGAACCGAGCAUUUUCAGUCGAUCCAAACUUGGACUUGUCCAUCAAAGAGCUGGUGACCAGGAUUCUUCCUGUAGCAGCAAGUUAUUCUGCUGUCACCAGGUUUAUAGAGGAGAAAUCUUCCUUUGAGUACGGACAGGUAAAUCAUGCUCUGGCUGCUGCUAUGCGGACUCUCAUCAAGGAAUACAUGAUAUUAAUUACCCAGCUGGAACAUCUUCAGAGACAGGGACUUCUGUCACUGCAGAAACUCUGGUUUUAUAUCCAGCCUACAAUGAGGACCCUAGAGAUUCUUGCUUCACUUGCUACCUCUGUGGAUAAAGGAGAGUGUAUGGGAGGAUCCACCCUGAGCUUACUCCACGACAAGACAUUUAAUUACACGGGGGACAGCCAGGCCCAGGAGCUGUGCCUGUAUUUAACCAAGGCAGCCAGUGUACCUUAUUUUGAAAUUCUGGAAAAGUGGAUAUAUCGGGGCAUCAUUAAUGAUCCCUACAGUGAGUUCAUGGUGGAGGAACAUGAGCUGCAGAAGGAGAAGAUUCAGGAGGACUAUAAUGACAAGUAUUGGGAUCAAAGAUACACUGUUGUUCAGCAGCAAAUUCCCUCAUUCUUGCAGAAAAUGGCUGACAAAAUACUAAGCACAGGGAAAUACUUAAAUGUUGUGCGAGAAUGUGGCCGUGAUGUUACCUGCCCUGUGGCUAAAGAGGUCAUCUAUACUUUAAAAGAGCGAGCAUAUGUGGAACAAAUAGAAAAAGCAUAUAACUAUGCUAGCAAAGUUCUUCUGGAUUUCCUAAUGGAGGAGAAAGAGCUGGUGGCUCAUCUAAGAUCUAUAAAACACUAUUUCCUGAUGGAUCAAGGGGACUUUUUUGUUCACUUCAUGGAUCUCACGGAAGAGGAACUUAAAAAGCCUGUAGAUGACAUCAUAACCACGAGGUUAGAGGCUCUGCUUGAAUUAGCCCUGCGAAUGAGCACAGCCAACACAGAUCCUUUCAAGGAUGAUUUAAAGAUCGACUUGAUGCCCCAUGACCUCAUUACACAGCUCUUGAGAGUAUUGGCUAUAGAAACAAAACAGGAGAAGGCUAUUAUCAAUGCAGAUCCCACAGAGCUCACUCUCAGUGGUUUGGAAGCAUUUUCCUUUGACUACAUUGUUAAGUGGCCUCUGUCCCUUAUUAUAAACAGGAAAGCUCUGACAAGAUACCAGAUGCUUUUCAGACACAUGUUCUAUUGCAAACAUGUGGAAAGACAGUUGUGCAAUGUUUGGAUCAGCAAUAAGACAGCCAAGCAAUUCUCCCUGCAUUCAGCUAAGUGGUUUGCUGGUGCUUUCACACUGCGGCAGCGGAUGCUGAAUUUUGUACAGAAUAUCCAGUAUUACAUGAUGUUUGAAGUGAUGGAGCCAACAUGGCACAUUCUUGAGAAAAACCUGAAGUUGGCAUCUAAUAUUGAUGAUGUCCUGAGCCACCACACAAGCUUCUUGGAUAACUGCUUGAAGGACUGCAUGCUAACCAACCCAGAGCUGCUGAAGAUAUUCUCUAAGCUGAUGUCUGUUUGUGUCAUGUUCACAAACUGCAUGCAGAGGUUCACCCAGAGCAUGAAGCUGGAUAGUGAGAUGGACCGGCUCACCCUGGAGCACGGCACAAUGCUGGGCCCACCAACAGAGGAGGAGCGUGCUGAAGAGACUGCAAAGAAGAAGCUGACUAACAAGCUUUUAGCAGAGCAUGCUGACAACCUCCACUUGACAUCUGGCUUUGAAGCAACAAUCAACAAGUUUGAUAGCAAUUUCUCAACUCAUCUGCUGGACCUGUUGGACAAACUGAGUGUUUAUAGCACCAAUGACUGUGAGCACAGCAUGCUCAACAUCAUAUACAGGUUGGACUUCAACGGGUUCUAUACGGAGCGCCUGGAGCACAUGUCUGCUGAGCGCAGCCAGAAGGCAGCUCCCCUGCUUGCCCGCCCGGCCGUGCCUGCCCAGUGAAG
This is a messenger RNA of Nestor notabilis (Kea), 2696 nucleotides long. RefSeq names its product tubulin, gamma complex associated protein 2 (gene TUBGCP2). Gene Ontology annotation, molecular function: microtubule minus-end binding; gamma-tubulin binding. NCBI's taxonomy places the organism in Eukaryota, Metazoa, Chordata, Aves, Psittaciformes, Psittacidae. The record is from RefSeq and is a predicted model, not a curated record. The coding region runs from base 7 to 2694 and encodes 895 amino acids. Gene Ontology annotation, cellular component: equatorial microtubule organizing center; spindle pole; centrosome. The transcript is spliced from 17 exons. Gene Ontology annotation, biological process: cytoplasmic microtubule organization; spindle assembly; meiotic cell cycle.